AUGGAGCAUCUCACGAGUUUCCUCGCGGCACUCGGUGAGCCGGAAAUCGAAGACGCCGAAGAGGAAUCCUUCCUCCUCUUCUCCCAAGACAUCCCAUCCGCAAACCUGGGCUUCGUCGACUCGCGCGCCACGACCAUCGACCUGACCAUUCACGACCAAGACUACACCAUCCACCAGUCGCCGACGCUGCUAUCUUCGUCGCGCGCCGGGGGGACGACCGGUGCCGUCCUCUGGAAAAUCACCCCGCUCAUCGCAGAAUGGCUCUCCAACACCACCUCCACCACUAACAACCCCAACCCCCUCUGGACACACACCCUCCUAACACCGACCUCCACGAUCGUCGAACUAGGCUGCGGCAUCUCCGCGCUGAACGCCCUCGCCCUCGCGCCCAAGAUAGCGCACUACAUCGCCACGGACCAGGACUACGUGUAUCGGCUCUUUCGGCAGAAUCUGGAGGCGAAUGCGCAUACGCAUACGCAUACCCCGCAAACCAGGUCUGGUGGUUCGGGGAGGCAGAGGGAGAAGGGGCACGGGAAGGGGCACGGGAAGAAAGGGAAGGGGUCGACGCUGCAAUCUGGGGCUGGACCAGGGCAGGGGCAGGGGCAGAGGCAAGGGAACAUCAUCUUCACGUCGCUGGAUUGGGAGUUGGAUGUGGCGGGGUCGUUGAAGGAGGGGGUGGGGAUAUCUACCUCUACCUCUGUCUCUGAUGGAGAGGGCAGGGAAGGAGACAAAGGCUUCGAUCUCAUUCUCUCAUGCGACUGCAUCUACAACGACGCGCUGGUUGCGCCGCUGGUUCGGACAUGCGCGGAUCUGUGUCGGCUGCGGCCGGUGUAUAAAGAGGGAGAGGGAGCGGGAGAAGGGCGCAAGCCAACGGUGUGCGUGAUAGCGCAGCAGCAGCGGUCGCCGGAGGUGUUUGAGGCGUGGUUGCGGGAGACGAUGCGCGUGUUUCGGGUAUGGAGGGUGAGUGACGAGAUGUUGGGGGAGAAGUUGAGGUUGGGGUCGGGGUAUUUGGUGCACUUGUUGCUGUUGAAGUGA
Molecule: messenger RNA, 1035 nt
Organism: Aspergillus heteromorphus CBS 117.55
Lineage: Eukaryota; Fungi; Ascomycota; Eurotiomycetes; Eurotiales; Aspergillaceae
Product: S-adenosylmethionine-dependent methyltransferase
Exons: 4
Coding region: 1-1035 (344 amino acids)
Source: RefSeq, a predicted model, not a curated record